CCACUUCUUGUUACCUCUGAAUCCGUGAAAGAGCACCUCCAAGUCAAUUCUAACAUGCCUCCUCGUAGAAAGCUACCAGCUAGAAGAGCGAGCUUGAGGGCUCAGAGGUAUCCUCCGUCGCCGCCGGAGCCUGCUAUUGAAACUAUGGAGGUAGAAGGAAGUGGCGAAGACAUGGAUGUUUCAGAUGAGGAAGUCCAACUUGACGGCGAUGGUGCUUCGUCCGAGGCUGGCGGCGCGCCCGAUGACGACGCAAGUGGUAGCGAAGGUGAUCAGGAGGAUGAGAUUGACGUAGAAGAUAACGACCAGGAUGGAUUAGGUGAGGACGACGACGAGGACCAAGAGGACGAACUUUCUUCGUCGCCGUCCCCAACGCCUCCACCAAAGCCGACGAAAGCAAAGUCCUCACCCGGCAAGCCACGUUUGAAAAUCAAAUUGAAAUUCUCUGGCGUGGCGCCUUCAAAUACUACACCGACACCGAGCGAUGAGAUGCCGUUGCGGCCUGGACGGAAAGGCCAUCCCAAACAUGUUGAUGUCGAGUCCGAAGACGAUGAUGAUAGUUCAUCAGAGUCGCAAUAUACAGGACCCACCCGGUUGACUCAAAGACAAGCGGCGCUUGCUGGGAUGGUGGAAUCAGCAGAGCAUAUGGUACUGGAGGAAACUGUCUCAAAGAAGAAAAAGCACCUCAACGAGACGGAACUUGCACUUAAGAGGGAAGAAACCGCAAGGAAGCGGAAGAAUCUGUCGGCGAAGAAGCUUGAAGAUGAAAAGAUAGAGACUAUUAAUCGACUGCUCAGAAAGCAAACUCGACCCAGGGGUAAACGAGGUGCUAUCGCUGAAGCCGACGAAGAGGGUGAACAAGAAGAGGAUGCAUCAGUGUCUGCAACACCACCAAUUGUACCAACGCUUUUCCGUUGGGUCUCGUCAACCAAACCGGAUUCACCAGCGUUGUCCUUUUCCGUACCACCAUCGCUCAUGCCGGAAUCGAGUUUGGCUCAAACCACACAAAGCACACAACCGACGAAACCACCUCAGCCUAAACCGACACCACUGUGCGAUGUCAGGGGAUGUAAGCUUCCUAGGAAGUACAAGCUAGUCAAGGACCCAAGUAAGGGCGGAUGUGGGAUGGAACAUUUGAAAGCGCUCCAAGCCAAGCUCGUUGGAGCAUCCUAGUUUAUUCUUGCCUUGCA
Messenger RNA from Fomitiporia mediterranea MF3/22, 1187 nucleotides. RefSeq lists its product as uncharacterized. The coding region runs from base 55 to 1170 and encodes 371 amino acids. The record is from RefSeq and is a predicted model, not a curated record. Lineage: Eukaryota; Fungi; Basidiomycota; Agaricomycetes; Hymenochaetales; Hymenochaetaceae. The transcript has 6 exons. Gene Ontology annotation, cellular component: Ino80 complex. Gene Ontology annotation, biological process: chromatin remodeling.